CUCUUAACGUCGCAACACGGCAGCACGCAACGGAGAAAUUAAAUAACCACAAAGCCUGAGAUACCAACCAGCGCGAAAGUGAGUGCAAAAAUACCAACAUUUACGCGGAAAAAAUACUUCAAACCAUAAUCGAUUAGCUCUGCAAAUUGCAAGCUUGAGUGCGCGAUCAGAGUGCGUGUGUGUGUGAGAGAGCGAAAGAGAGUGCAAAGGAAGAUCAGCGAAAAAGUGAGACUCAAAGUGGAAGCUAACGGAAUACGGAUGCUCAAAUAAACUUGAGAAAAUGUGCAAUUACUUGUAAAACAAAAACAGAACAAAAAGCAUUUAGAAAACCUUUAAGGAUUAAGUCAACCAUACAGCUGGAGGACUCGUGACAUCACAGCCGGUCCAGAGCAAGAACAACAAUUGCGUUUAACCUCAAAUUAAGAGAGGUCCAGUCGCCAAAAUGGUUUCACACUACUACAAUACACUGCCCUACACGCAAAAGCAUAGUGCCGCCAAUCUGGCCUAUGCCUCCGCCGCCGGCCAGCCCUGGAACUGGACGCCCAACUAUCACACGCCGCCGAAUCAUCAGUUCCUGGGUGAUGUGGACUCCUCGCAUGCGGCCCAUCAUGCCGCCGCUGCCCAUCAGAUGUACUACAACUCCCAUCACAUGUUCCACUCGGCGGCAGCGGCCGGGGAUUGGCAUUCACCCGCCUCCAGCUCGGCGGCGGCGGACAAUUUCGUCCAGAAUGUACCCGCAUCGGCACACCAACUGAUGCAGCAGCAUCAUGCCCAUGUGGGAGGCGGUCUGGCCAGUGCCGGAUCCAGCAGUUCCGCCAGCUCGGGCAGCAGUUCCGCCGGUGGACCGGGACCCACUGUGGGUGGCACGCAGCUGAACGAGACGAACAGCAGUCUGGGCGCCGAGGCACCGCCCAAUCACUCCCAGCAGCAGCACCAGCAGCACAUAGCCGAAGGACUGCCAUCGCCACCGAUUACCGUUUCGGGCAGUGAGAUCUCCAGUCCUGGUGCACCCACAUCGGCCUCGUCGCCGCAUCACCAUCUUGGCCACCAUCUGAGUGGUCCUUCUGGCAACAACAACAACAGUCCAUCCACCCACAACAACAACAACAGUGUCUCUGUAAAUAACAACAACAAUCGGACAUCGCCACAGAAACCGCAGUACUACGAAUGGAUGAAGAAGCCCGCAUAUCCAGCGCAACCCCAACCCGGCAAAACCCGCACCAAGGACAAAUAUCGCGUGGUCUACACCGAUUUCCAGCGCCUGGAGUUGGAGAAGGAGUACUGCACUUCCCGUUACAUCACCAUCCGCCGCAAGAGCGAACUGGCCCAAACCCUAUCCCUGUCCGAGCGUCAGGUGAAGAUCUGGUUCCAGAACCGUCGCGCCAAGGAGCGGAAACAGAACAAAAAGGGCAGCGACCCCAAUGUGAUGGGCGGGGUUCAGCACACGGACUACAGCCAACUGAUGGACGCCAAGGCGAAACUGGAGCCGGGCCUGCACUUGCCGCACACUCUGCACUCGAUGAAUCCCAUGGCCAUGAACAUACCCGCGAUGCGCCUGCAUCCGCACCUGGCGGCGCACAGUCAUUCGCUUGCAGCUGCAGCGGCGCAUUCCCAUCAGCUCCAGCACAGUGCCCAGAUGUCCGCUGCGGCGGUGGCCGGCGUCGGGGCGCUGUCGAUGUGACAUGAUUAUGAGGGGGCCACUGCUGCGGCGGCCGCUGCCUCUGCUGCCGAUGGACAUCAUCCAAGAGCAGCGACGUCGGCGUCGACAGCAAUGUGCUAUAGCAACAAUAUCAUCCACAACAACAGUUAUAUGGAUCAUCAUCAGGAGCAGCAUCCGCUAAUGGGGGUGGGUGGUGGUGGUGUGAGCGGGCGGGGAGGAGAUGGAGGUGGUGCCUACAGUGCUUCUGCUCUUGCAGUGGAUUUGGCUUAACCCUUACGGUUGCACAGUUAGACUGUUUGUGACCCCAAGAUAAUGGGCGAAUGUGAAUGGGAGAAGGUAGUGUGGCGCAACGAUGCCUUGGAAUAUUGCACGUUGUUAAUUUUUGUGAUUGUAUAUUCCUGGUGUUAUAACGCUGCCCCACGCACACACGCACACAAAAACCCCUCCAUAGCUGCUCUCCAGUUUAGUGUAAAUUUGAUAAACAUACCUUUCCCCCACAAUACGCACUUCUUGUAUGUAUUAUGUUUGUUUUUUGUUCAAAAGUAAUUUAAAGUAAAUGUUUAUCGUCUAAGUUUUAAAUAUCUAUGAAUCUAGUUCUUAAGUUCUUAAGCCCAGGAAAAACAAAUUCACUUUAGCCGUCCCCCCGUUUAAAAAAGAGAGUUAAUGCAGCAAGGGCAAGAAGAGAAAUACUUAACAUAAUUUAGUACAAGAUCGCACAAGAGAUAAACCUGCAACUAAUUAUAAAGAAAACUUGAUUCUUCACCCCGUGUAAAUAUCCAAAUAGAAAAAGUGUUUUAACGUUUAUUACUUUUAUAUCGUAAUAACAAUUAGCUUAUAGUGUAAUCUAAAAUAUACCUACGAGUACUACAUUUAAUGCAUUAUUUGAGCACAAAAGCAAAAUUAAAACAAAAUACAAUAACAUAAAAUAAACAAUCUAAAUAAAUGUAACUUUUUUGCCCACAAACAAA
Messenger RNA from Drosophila miranda, 2628 nucleotides. RefSeq names its product homeotic protein caudal (gene cad). Gene Ontology annotation, molecular function: RNA polymerase II transcription regulatory region sequence-specific DNA binding; DNA-binding transcription factor activity, RNA polymerase II-specific. Gene Ontology annotation, biological process: cell differentiation; regulation of transcription by RNA polymerase II; animal organ morphogenesis. The transcript has 2 exons. Bases 443 to 1681 code for a protein of 412 amino acids. The record is from RefSeq and is a predicted model, not a curated record. Lineage: Eukaryota; Metazoa; Arthropoda; Insecta; Diptera; Drosophilidae. Gene Ontology annotation, cellular component: nucleus.